GCCCAGCCGGAGUCUCCCGGGCUGGUCUUGCUCUGCAACCUUUCCUUUCGCUUUUGGCCGCCCGGGGGGAUUGGUUGGCCGGCCACGCGGGCCCAGCCCCCCUUCUCUGCUCCGCCCCUCGGCACCUCCCUCCUCCCUCCCUCGCUCUCCUGGCUGGCCCUGAGCUUCGGGACUUAGCUGAGCCGCUGCUACCACCAGAGCACAGCCCGAAGGAGGAACGCCCUAAAGAGGAGGGGAGGGAGGAGAGAGAAAGAGAGAGAGAGGGAGACAGAGGGAGAGACCGAGAGGAGACGAGAGGAGAGGCGAGCCAGCUAGCCAGCCAGCCAGCCAGCCCGGCGGCCGGAGGCGGAGAGGAGAGGGAGAGAGGGAACGCGAGAGGGGGACUGGGAGCGAAAGCAAGCCAAGGACACGGAGAGGGGCGCGCUCACUUCUCCGCCAAGUGCCAACUUUCCCUGGAGAGAGCGUGCAGGGGCGCGGACCUUCCUCUGGGGAGAAAGCCAGCCCAACUUGAGAUCGGAGAGAAACGGCUUCUCUCCCUUUCCUUCCCCCUUGAGUGUGAUCCCCUCCCCCCAAUAAAGAGGGGGGGAAACUCACCCUCUUUACAACCCAAUCUGUCCCUACUCCCGGGCACCAUGAAGGCGGCCGUCGAUCUCAAACCGACUCUCACCAUCAUCAAGACAGAGAAAGUGGACCUGGAGCUUCUCCCUUCCCCCGAUAUGGAAUGUGCAGAUGUUCCCCUCUUAACUCCAAGCAGUAAAGAAAUGAUGUCACAGGCACUGAAAGCCACUUUCAGUGGUUUUACUAAAGAGCAGCAACGGCUGGGAAUUCCCAAAGAUCCUCGACAAUGGACAGAAACCCAUGUUCGAGACUGGGUGAUGUGGGCAGUGAAUGAGUUCAGCCUAAAAGGUGUGAACUUUCAGAAGUUCUGCAUGAGUGGAGCUGCCCUUUGUGCACUGGGCAAAGACUGCUUCUUGGAACUGGCCCCUGAUUUUGUUGGGGACAUCUUAUGGGAGCAUCUAGAGAUCCUACAGAAAGAGGACAUGAAGCCAUAUCAAGUUAGUGGAGUCAACUCUGCCUAUCCAGAGACACGCUAUACCUCGGAUUACUUCAUUAGUUAUGGUAUUGAGCAUGCUCAGUGUGUUCCUCCAUCAGAGUUCUCAGAACCCAGCUUCAUCACUGAGUCCUACCAGACACUGCACCCUAUCAGCUCUGAAGAGCUCCUCUCCCUCAAAUAUGAGAAUGAUUACUCCUCAGUCAUCCUCAGCAGGGACCCUCUCCAGGCAGACACCUUGUCUACUGACUAUUUCACAAUCAAACAAGAAGUUGUAACCCCAGACAACAUGUGUAUGGGGAGGACCAGUCGUGGUAAACUUGGAGGCCAGGACUCCUUUGAGAGCAUAGAGAGUUAUGACAGCUGCGACCGCCUCACCCAGUCCUGGAGCAGUCAGUCGUCCUUCAGCAGCCUCCAGCGUGUCCCCUCCUAUGACAGCUUCGAUUCAGAGGACUAUCCUGCUGCCCUGCCCAACCACAAACCCAAGGGCACCUUCAAGGACUAUGUGCGUGAUCGUGCCGAGCUCAACAAGGAUAAGCCCGUCAUUCCUGCUGCUGCUCUGGCAGGCUACACAGGCAGUGGACCAAUCCAGCUGUGGCAGUUUCUUCUGGAGUUACUCACAGAUAAAUCCUGUCAGUCAUUUAUUAGCUGGACAGGAGAUGGCUGGGAAUUCAAGCUCUCUGACCCAGAUGAGGUGGCCAGGAGAUGGGGCAAAAGGAAAAACAAGCCUAAGAUGAACUACGAAAAGCUGAGCCGUGGCCUACGUUACUACUAUGACAAAAACAUCAUUCACAAGACGGCGGGUAAACGCUACGUUUAUCGCUUUGUCUGUGACCUGCAGAGCCUGUUGGGGUACACACCUGAAGAACUCCAUGCCAUGUUAGAUGUCAAACCUGAUGCAGAUGAGUGACAGAAAUGGAAGGAAACAGGGAGAACUUUGCUGAAGCAUUUCAAAGAUCAACUGCAUCAGUCGGACUCUUGAUUUUAAAUUGUCGUUCUGUUUUUUUGUUUUUGUUUUUUAUUAUUAUUAUUUUCCAGAAGGAGAAACUCAGUUUUUACAUUCAGGGGUGGGAAGCUGAGCCGAAGCUCGUUGGUGUGACCACCAACGGAAAGCAAGGAAGGACUUCUGAACUAGGAAAUGACAGAUUUUUAAGGGGAAGUGGGGGGGGGGGGUCUUCAUAGAAACCAGAAGAACCUGGUUUAAAUGAGGAAGAGAGUCCAAUAUUAAAUCAUUUAUAAAAAAAAAACAUUCCUUGAAAAGAUGCCACUUUGUUAUGGCCUUAUUAAUAAGCAAAAGAAACUGACACUUCAGGAAAUCAAAAGACUGAUGAAAGGGUAAAAAAAAAAAAUUAAGGGCUGGGAGGGCAAAAAGGGUGGGAUAGAAGGUUCUGUUCUGGGGAUGGUCCUUGUAAAAACACAAGAAUUGUGGUCCCUUUUACUCUUUGCCUUUUACUCUGCUUUUGGAACAAAAAAUGGACUUCAGUGGGGAGGGGACCAAACUUUUUUGUGUUUAAAUUUUAUUUUAUUAAAUUUUGUGCCAGUAUUUUUUUUUCUUACAAAUCGUCUUAAGCUCUAAGGUGUUCUCAGUAUUGCCAUUCUAUGCGAGUUUGUUCUAUAUACCGGCUGAGAAUUCGGUCACAGUGAAAGAAAACUGUUUAUAUAGACCCCAUUGGAAAAGUGUAGUUUUUUUCAUGGAUGUUCAGGAGUCCAAAACUUAAGACUCGUAUGUGUAGGAAAAAUAAGGCUGUUUUGGGUAUCAGGGAUGGAAAAAUGUUCUUCGGUGCAUGUGAAUCUCACCCAUGAAUAUUUCUUAUCAUCACAUUCAUUUUCUCAUUUGCCAUUAGCAGACUCUUGGGGUUUGGACUUAAUGUAGAACUAAGAAAAUCGUUAAGUCUUUUAACUGAAUGUAUUUCACAGCUGUAACCUGGAACUGUAGUCAUUGUAGUAGCACUGGCCUAGUAGUAGAAAAGAAAGUGAGAAGGGAAGGAUGGAUUUUGGAGAUGGUUCUCUGUUAGUUCUCAAUGAUGUAUGUAGAUUCAAAGAAAUUGAAGAUGUAUGCAUGUGAAAUAGCUAUGGGAUCUAGAGAAAUGAGUUCUAAGUGCAUUGAGGUCCUAGCCAUUCACCUAAGCACCCCCAACCCCUAUUUCCCCCUUGCUGGGAUCAUCACACACAAUUCUUCUGUUAUCUCCAUUCUCUUCCUCCUCCUCUAUCCCCCCAUUUCUCAGUAAGGAGAAAUUCGUAAUUUACUGGAUGAUGUAUGAAAGGAAGCCACAGGAGAGAGGGCAAGAUCUGGAAAUUUUCUAAUUAAGCCAUUUUGGCUGGUUGAGUUUUAACCAGGAGGGGAGUUACAGGAAUUUAGAUAGCAGUGCAUAGGAAAAAGCUUGGUGUAGAAUUCCACAGGGGAAAAAGCAUGAGGUUUUCCUCUAAAGAACUGAAGUCAGCUGAGACUAGGGAUGUUAACACAUAGUCAGUGUGUGCCUUCUUAGGGCCUGGUUCUUGGAUGUGUUGUCUUGUUAUAGGAGAAGUAAGGAUGGAUAGAUGGUGUAGAGGAAAGGAAAGGUUUGCAGAUAAAGGAAGCAUGAUGGAAGGGGACUGGAUUUAGUGAGAAAAGGUAGUUUGUGUGUUGUGAGAGCACCCUCCCCCUCCCCACCAGACCCCAAGAGUUCAGUGCUUUUCAUUCCUUUCUUACCUAGGCAUGGCACUUGAGAACCAUUGUCUCAAUCUUGGGUGAAAUGUGGUGUUGGGGGAAAAUAAGCAGCUAGUGAGAAAAAAAGUGCCUGAUGUUGAUAUAAGUACCUUGAUGGAUACCUGAUAAAAGAGAUGAUGAUGGAGAAAAUGAAAGGAGGACUUGAAUUUAGCUUGCAGUAUGAGAAUGGGGGAAAAAAUUUUUUUUUUUUUAAGAUGGGUUACUUCCAGGCCAGCCCUUCCUAGACUCUCAAUGAGAAAUUGGAUACUCAAACUACCUUGUGGUAUAUAUCCUAAGAGAGAGAAGACUUCCUCUUAGGUCAACUCCCAAUGCCUGGAUCAUCAAAAGAGGGGCUUUGUGAUUGAUCCAUGACUGUCCUAAGCUUGCUAAUGUGGAGACAGGAAGUGGGGACAAAGUAGUUAUGUCAGGCCAUUAUGCAUUUUGCCUGUUGUGCCAGGUGCCUUAAAAAAAGCUCCCAUUGUGAUUUUUGGGGCUGCUCAGGGAGGUCUUUGGUGGAACAAGUUGGACUAUGUUGCUUUUCCCCACUUUUUAUUGUCUUGUCGGUCACUGGCAAAGCUGUGUGUGUGUGUGUGUGUGUGUGUGUGUGUGUGUGUGUGUGUGUGUGUGUGUGUGUGUGUACUUGCAUGUGUUGCAAAACUUUGAAAUAAUGUCUGAGUUUCCCAGUUCAGUCUUUUCCUAUUUCAAUAGUGGGGGAAAGAAGAAUCUGUGGCUUACCAAUAGCUCUUUGCUUGCUUUUUGCAACCUGGCAUAAAAUCAUGUAUUCAUCUCAUUGCCCUUUUCCUUUUGAAUUUAGGCUGAAAAUACCUGCUUUUCAAACAAUUGCAUAAUUCCUACAGUUGUUUAGUAAACGUAAGAGAUGCUGAAACACCUAGUAGUUCCUAGACUUUAUAAACCUUGCUUUUCAUGAGGGCUAUUUCACCCCCAGUCCGAACCCCUCCUUAGUCCCACCAUGCUCAGUAUUUGCAGCUUCUGCUUUCACCUAGAAAAUUGUGUUGGCCUAGCCAGAUUCUUGUUCUCCCUCUCUCUGUCCAAAAGACAGACCAUCGCAGAAUGAAUGGUGGAUGGUUUAUACACUGGAAAUGUACCUGAAUUGUUACCUUUUUUGCUUUUCUUUAGUUAAAACAAAACACGUUAACUCUAGAGGAGGGAUGGGCAAUUCUGGUUCAGCUUGAUGUCACCCUGACUUUUAUGGAGAUGUCUAAUGUACUGUCAGUGGAUUUUGGCUUCAGAUUCUCAACUAGCCCUUUUCAACUAUUCCCUCUCCUCUCCAGGAGAAGGAUAACCCUCUAUUUAGCCCAGUUCCAUGGCUAAAAGGGCUGGAAGGAGCAUCCAAAGGUUGGGGCCUUCUCUGAACAGGACCGCUGGAUGUCCCCCAGUGUUGCCUGUCCUUACUUUGGCGUUGAACACUCUGGGUUUUUGUAGCAUUAAACGUACCUUUUCUUCAUGGUGGAAAAACACACCAUCUCUACUCUGGUCAUGCUGUGCAUGCUUUCUCUGUUGGGGUCUAUAUAAAUCCGUUGAACUAUUGCCUACAUUCCAAAGAUGUUUCAAGGAACAAUAAAUAUAUGUAUACAUAUACAUAUAUAAUAUAAAAUAUAUAUUGUAAUGGGAAUAUCUCCACCAAGAAUACUGCCUCAGUUAUUGAACAUUGUUUUUUUACAUAAGAAUUUUUUUAAGCUGAGAAGUGUUGGGGGGAAAAUGUUAUAUUGUGUUUGACUA
Messenger RNA from Dromiciops gliroides (monito del monte), 5477 nucleotides. It is a transcript of the gene ETS1, whose product is annotated as ETS proto-oncogene 1, transcription factor. Gene Ontology annotation, molecular function: DNA-binding transcription factor activity, RNA polymerase II-specific; sequence-specific DNA binding. The transcript is spliced from 8 exons. The record is from RefSeq and is a predicted model, not a curated record. Bases 633 to 1961 code for a protein of 442 amino acids. Gene Ontology annotation, cellular component: nucleus. NCBI's taxonomy places the organism in Eukaryota, Metazoa, Chordata, Mammalia, Microbiotheria, Microbiotheriidae. Gene Ontology annotation, biological process: regulation of transcription by RNA polymerase II; cell differentiation.